Molecule: messenger RNA, 847 nt
Organism: Aegilops tauschii subsp. strangulata
Lineage: Eukaryota; Viridiplantae; Streptophyta; Magnoliopsida; Poales; Poaceae
Product: 1,4-dihydroxy-2-naphthoyl-CoA thioesterase 1
Biological process (GO): phylloquinone biosynthetic process
Cellular component (GO): peroxisome
Molecular function (GO): 1,4-dihydroxy-2-naphthoyl-CoA thioesterase activity
Source: RefSeq, a predicted model, not a curated record
AAAAAACUCGUGAGGACGAAUGCGUUAUCGUCUUCCUUCCGCCGUUCCGCGUCUUUAUAUCUGCUGGCUCUGCUCCUCGUGUUCGAAAAGUACAAAAACAACCGCAAUCCGCAAUCGCGCAGGGACACCGAUGGCAGGCUCCGGCGAAAGCGCGAGAACUUCGGCGCCGUCGCCUCCCGGGCCGCCCCCCGGGUUCGGCGAGGGCGCCCCGCCGGACAACGCUCUGCACGCCCUGGGCUUCGAGUACACCCGCAUCACCGGGACCGAGGUCCUCGGCCGCCUCGCCGUCACCGAGACCUGCUGCCAGCCCUUCAAGAUCCUCAACGGCGGCGUCUCGGCGCUGAUGGCGGAGUCAACGGCGAGCAUCGGCGGGUACAUGGCGUCCGGGUACCGGAGGGUGGCCGGCGUGCAGCUCUCCAUCAACCACCUCAAGCCGGCGCGCCUCGGCGACCGCAUCGAGGCCAAGGCGAACCCCAUCCAGGUCGGCCGCAACGUCCAGGUUUGGGAGGUCCAGAUAUGGCUGUUGGAUCCGUCCACAUCGGAGCACAAAGAUUUGGUAUCAUCAGCAAGGGUUACCCUGCUAACCAACUUGUCAACGCCAGAGGAAAUGAAGAGCUAUGAGAAGGGCAUCAAGAAAUAUGCAAAGCUUUAGGAACCGUAAUAUGUUAAGCGCAAUAUAUUGCAGUCCAACAAAAAUUAAGUAUAUAAGUUGAUAUCCAAAUCACUAGAUCAAGAAUGUAUCACUUGCAAUUUUUUGCAAAUGUCCAGGACUACCGUGACAAGCAUGUAUCACUUGAUCAAGAAUUUUAGUCGGGAAGUGAUGAUAAUCCAAGUAAGAAUUCAGAUA